Capsella rubella is the source of this 1082-nucleotide messenger RNA. Its product is annotated as universal stress protein PHOS32. The transcript is spliced from 3 exons. The coding region runs from base 92 to 817 and encodes 241 amino acids. The record is from RefSeq and is a predicted model, not a curated record. Lineage: Eukaryota; Viridiplantae; Streptophyta; Magnoliopsida; Brassicales; Brassicaceae.
UUCUCCGUUAAAGAGAAACCUCUCCUGACUCUCUCAAUUGUUUCUUCAUUUCCCGGCGAAGAACAAAAACAGCAUCUAGUAGAAAAUAAUCAUGAAUCCAGAUUCCGAUCAUCCUCAGCUUCCCAACAUCAAGAUCCAUCACCCUCCUUCACCACGUCACUCUCACCAUCACCACUCCUCUUCCACUCCCUCCUCCGCCGCAACUCCAACUCCAACCGCCGGAGCUCGUCGAAAAAUCGGAGUCGCCGUUGAUCUCUCUGAAGAAAGUUCUUUGGCCGUUCGUUGGGCUGUGGAUCACUACAUCCGUCCCGGAGACGCCGUUGUUCUUCUCCACGUUUCUCCAACCUCCGUCCUCUUCGGUGCUGAUUGGGGUCCUCUCCCUCUCAAAACUCAACCUUCUGUUGAAGAUCCAAACUCUCAGGGAUCGCAGCCUAGCCAAGAGGAUUUUGAUGCUUUUACUUCAUCCAAAGUUGCGGAUCUAGCGAAGCCGUUGAAGGAAUUAGGGUUUCCGCAUAAGAUCCAUAUAGUGAAAGAUCAUGAUAUGAGGGAGAGACUAUGUCUUGAGAUUGAGAGGCUUGGUCUUAGUGCUGUCAUUAUGGGAAGUAGAGGUUUUGGUGCUGAGAAAAGAGGAAGUGAUGGGAAGCUUGGAUCCGUUAGUGAUUACUGUGUUCACCACUGUGUUUGCCCCGUUGUUGUGGUGAGAUAUCCUGAUGAUCGUGAUGGACCUGUGCCUGUUGUUACUGUCAAGUCUGGUGGAGAUGAUGAUGAAGAUGUUGUUGCUGCUUCUGCUCAUCAUGAACACAUCAAAGAUGAGUGAUGCUUCUUGGGAUCUCGUCAGGUUUUCACCCUCUUUGCAUCGUCUAGGUACACGAAUCAAGUAGGGGUGUUUGCGGAAUGUUCGGUGGAGUGUUUGAGUGUGUGGUCUAUCUUUUAGUCACGAUGUCGAUGAAUUUCUCUUUGUCUCUAUUGUGUGAGGUUGAAUGUUGGGUCUGUUUAGAUUUUUAGUUAACAUCAAAUAAAGAUUUGGUUGAUAUAUGGUUUGGUUUAACUUCUUGGAAUUUAAGGAUUGAAAUAUUGAAAGA